AAUUGUAUAAAUACAUGCAGCAGAGACACCUGCAAGCAGGAUCAGUUCAAGAUGAAGAUCUCUGUGGCUGCCAUAACUUUGUUUUUCCUCUAUGCAGGUGUGGCUGAAAUCACAGCUCAUCCGAUAGGAGAUAGAGAUGGUGUCACCAUUCAGUCAAAUGGUGGCGCAGCUGAAGCCCAGAAAACCAUCAGGCAACUUUCUAUCAUUUUAAGAGAGGUAGAAACCAAACUUAGAGACAAUCAGAAAGAGAUGGAGGUCCUGAAGUCACAAGUUCAAGGCAAGAAGGUAGCAUUUGGAGCAUCUAUAAGUGAAGGUGGAAAUAUUGGACCUUUUAAUACCUACACCACACUGAUCUACAAAAAGGUCUUCUUCAACUCAGGAUCAUACAACCCGACAACAGGUGUUUUUACUGCUCCUGUCAAAGGCGUCUAUUACUUCAGCUUCUCUGGAUAUAAUCAAUCAAUUAAACCAAUGGGCCUGCAACUGAUAAAGAAUGGAGAGCAGAUGGUUUCUGUCUACAACCAUGUUGCUGGAAAUCGUUAUGAGACAGCAACCAAUGGGAUGACUCUGCAGCUUGAAGUUGGAGACCACGUUUACAUGAGACUGCGUGAAAACACCUGGAUUAAUGACGAUGAGAAUGAUCACAGUACCUUCAUUGGCCAUUUAUUAUUCCCUCUGUAAAGUUUCUGCAAAAUAAUAAAGCUGACAUACACAUGAAAUAGAUUUUAUGUCAGUGAUAAUAUUUAGUGGUGACACUUACUGAUGGGGACAGAAAUCAGGGUAUCAAUCGAAGUUGUGUGUGCUAUGUCUUAAAUGUGAGGUGAUCUGAUGUAUGUAAUAAAAAAAAUAUUACAAUGAUUGUCAUAUUUGACCAAUUAAAAUCUAAUAAAGCACAAAUUGUUUUCGAUGCAACAACC
Molecule: messenger RNA, 917 nt
Organism: Gambusia affinis (western mosquitofish)
Lineage: Eukaryota; Metazoa; Chordata; Actinopteri; Cyprinodontiformes; Poeciliidae
Product: complement C1q-like protein 2
Exons: 3
Coding region: 52-681 (209 amino acids)
Molecular function (GO): protein binding
Source: RefSeq, a predicted model, not a curated record